AUGACGAGAACCGGCCCUUCAAAUAGUCACAUCUCGUGGGAAACCAAGAGCAUUAUUCCAGAGGAUGGCAGCAGAAUCGACUCGGGCGCGUGCCAAGAUACGAGGCCGAAAGGGCGUAUUCGACGAUCAAUGACGGCUUGUAAUACUUGUCGCAAGCUCAAGACUCGCUGUGACGUUGAUCCCCGUGGUCAUGCUUGUCGUCGCUGUUUAUCUCUUAGACUUGAAUGCGAGCUCCCCGAGACAACAGAGCGAUUCCAGGACAAUGCAUCCACCUGGUCGGACGCGACCGCUAUACCAUCAAUCGAGGAACGGCUUGUCUCUCUUGAACGAGGCAUGGGGGAGAUGAUACAUCUGAUGCGGCAGAUGGUGAACCGCUCCCCCAGCAUGCCCUGCAGCCCAACCAUACAAACUAGAAACAACAGUCUAGACGGAGCAUCUUCGAGUGAUAGCAUGUCCUCAUCUUUUUAUCCGCUCAAGCCAGCGCAAAUAAUUCGGGACCUGCAAGCCGAAUGUUUCGGCGAGAGAGAUCACUUCUCCGAUGCCGACAUCCUCGGAGACAUCGUCACCCAGGGCAUCGUAGAUUCCAAGCUCUCCGUGAAAUUGAUUGAACUUUUCGUCGAAUAUUUCGGCCACUGGGUCUCAAUAAAUCAUUCCUCCAGCAUUCAACGGUCAAAUACACUCCUUUUCAACACUGCGUGUCUUCUGGCUUCGCGAUAUCUGCCGGGUCUAUCACAACACACCGUCCGCGAUAUAUCACUUUGUGUCCAACAUGCCGUGGCGAAGGUGUUGUGGAAGCCCCCGCCCAUGACAAGCGACAUGCUGCAGGCCUUGACACUACUUUGUCUAUACUCUACUUCCGUUCAUAAAGAAGGACUGAUGGAUGACUGGUUGCUGAGCGGGAUCUCGAUCAACCAUGCCCUCAUCUCCUUUAACUUCCUCAAUACCUUGCCAGGAGACAGCUUAAAUCCAGACGAGCUACUUGCUCAGUUGCGUCUGUGGAACACACUCUGCGCAACCCAGCUACACUCUGCCCUUGCAAACGGCCGCGCCGUCAACAUCCAACAACAAUACAUCAAUCAAUGCCCCCGCAUCCUAGAACACGCAGCCGCCACACCAGAAGACGGAAGAAUCGUCGCCGAAAUCCAACUAUACCGCAUCGCUCUCCGCCUUCAACACACCCAGCACCGCAUCCAAUUCGCAGAAACCGAAUACGAAGAACUGGAGCGCUGGAAAAUGGAAUGGGCCCAUCUCCUAACCACUAGCGAAGACUCAACUCUCAACCUAAACCUCUGGUUCUGCCAGCUCCUCCUCUACCGAACAGCCGCCCGCCUCCAACCGGACAGCGAGCGCCUCCUCCCAGAAAUUUGCGGCACGGCCCGCCUAAUAAUAACCCAAUUCCUCCAAACGCGCUUCACCACCGCACCCGCUCUCAUUGACCACGUCUACUUCAUUGUCGGCUACGCCGCGCUCACGCUCUGCGACUACACACUCACCGACCCACUAAUCAGCCAAGUCCGCGGCUUCCUACUGCACCUCGCCCCGGGCGGCGACAACCUCUCAUAUCGGAUCGCGUGCAUUGUCGGCGAAGUGCAGCGGCGGUAUUCGGAGACGAGUACCGUUGUCGCUGCGGGGUCGCAUUCGUCGUCUCCAGUUGCCGAGGUCAAGGGCGUGCAGAUGUUUGGUGCAUCGCAACAUCAUCGUUCUGGCAUGGAUAUCUCCCAGCUCAUGUCUAGCGCUGAGGGCUUGGAUUCCCUUGUUGAGGGGUAUAAUUGUCUUGAACAGAUGAUGCCUGGGUAUACGGCUUCGCAGCCUGCGUUUGAGGCGCCGGAUUUGUUCCAUUCUCCGACGACUGGUACUACUGGUGGAGCUAUGCCUAUUGGUCUAGUGCCGAGGGCUCUGCAUGAUUGGUGA
Molecule: messenger RNA, 1911 nt
Organism: Penicillium expansum
Lineage: Eukaryota; Fungi; Ascomycota; Eurotiomycetes; Eurotiales; Aspergillaceae
Exons: 5
Coding region: 1-1911 (636 amino acids)
Biological process (GO): regulation of DNA-templated transcription
Cellular component (GO): nucleus
Molecular function (GO): transcription cis-regulatory region binding; DNA-binding transcription factor activity, RNA polymerase II-specific; zinc ion binding
Source: RefSeq, a predicted model, not a curated record